Molecule: messenger RNA, 1881 nt
Organism: Verticillium alfalfae VaMs.102
Lineage: Eukaryota; Fungi; Ascomycota; Sordariomycetes; Glomerellales; Plectosphaerellaceae
Product: nucleolar protein NOP58
Exons: 5
Coding region: 85-1881 (598 amino acids)
Cellular component (GO): box C/D methylation guide snoRNP complex; small-subunit processome
Molecular function (GO): snoRNA binding
Source: RefSeq, a predicted model, not a curated record
CACGACAAGCAACAUUCGUGAGAAGAGCGGAGGAUCCCACCCACAGACUGUGUCGAAAGAGUAUCGGACUCUGCAACAGUCAUCAUGUCCCUCUUCGUUCUCGCUGAGACGCCUGCGGGCUACGGCCUGUUCAAGGCUGCCGACAAGAAGCUCCUGAAGCGCGAGGAGCUUACUUCCGGUCCUACCUCUUCCGAGCAGAUCAAUGACAUGCUCAAGCUCAAGUCUUUUGUCAAGUUCGACAGCUCCGCCAUUGCCGUCGAGGAAGCCAGCGGACUCCGCGAGGGUCGCGUUCCCCCGAUGCUUGCCAAUCUUCUCAACGAGAUCAAGGACGAGAAGAAGGCUUCGCUGGCCGUCGCCGAUGUCAAGCUGGGUGCUGCCAUUGGCAAGCUUCCCGACCUCGACAUCAAGGCGGUUUCCGACGCUGCCACAUUGGACCUUUUCCGUGCCGUUCGCGAGAACCUUUCUUCCCUGAUUCCCGGUCUCGCCGAUGAAACUGUCGACCGCAUGGCUCUGGGUCUUUCCCACUCCAUCUCUCGCCACAAGCUCAAGUUCUCCGCCGACAAGGUCGAUGCCAUGGUCGUCCAGGCCAUCAAGCUUCUCGAUGAUCUCGACAAGGAGCUCAACGUCUACGCCAUGCGAACCAAGGAGUGGUAUGGCUGGCACUUCCCUGAGCUGGCCAAGAUCCUCAACGAUAACCUUGCCUACGCCCGUCUUGUCGACCUCGUCGGCAUGCGCGAGAACCUCGCCGAUGCCGACCUUUCCGACAUCCUCCCUGAGGAGCUCGAGACCCCCGUCAAGACCGCUGCCGAGAUCAGCAUGGGUACCGAAAUCACGCCCGACGAUCUCGAGAACAUCCAGCUCCUUGCCCGCCAGGUCAUCUCGUACUCUGAGUAUCGUACUCAGCUGUCCUCGUACCUCGAGACUCGCAUGCGCGCUCUUGCCCCCAACCUGACGGCACUCGUCGGCACUCUCGUCGGUGCCCGCCUCAUCGCCCACGCUGGUUCCAUUCUCAGCCUUGCCAAGGCGCCUAGUUCCACUAUCCAGAUCUACGGUGCCGAGAAGGCUCUGUUCCGCGCGCUCAAGACCAAGCACGACACGCCCAAGUACGGUAUCAUCUACCAUUCUUCUCUCGUUGGUCAGGCUACUGGCAAGAACAAGGGCAAGAUCGCCCGUUCGCUCGCUGCCAAGACGGCCCUUGGCCUCCGUGUCGAUGCCCUGGCCGACUUUGAUGGCGAAGAUGCCGAUGAGGAGGAGAGGGGCAUGCUCGGUCUCACCAGCCGCAUCAAGCUCGAGAACCUACUCCGCAAGCUCGAGGGCAAGCCUCCUCUGCCCAAGGGCGCCAACAUUGCCCCCGAUGGCUCGCUCACUGCCCCUGCUCAGUUCACCCUGAACGAGGUCAGGAAGUACAACGCCGACGCUGAUGGUGUCGACGGUGCCGAGGUUAACGGCAAGGCCGACAAGAAGGCCAAGAAGGCCAAGAAGGCUCUGAUCCAGGAGGUCGAGAUGAAGGAUGCCGACAGCGAGGCCGAGGACUCGGACGACGACAUGGAGGAUGCCUCUGGCUCUCCCAGCAUUGGUUCCGUCUCGGACGACACGGAUGGCGAGAAGCCUUCCGACAAGGCCGAGCGUCAAGGCCCAGAAGGCCCGUCCGUCACGCCGCGGCUGCCGCGCGGUGAUGUCGAGCUCGGCCCCGACGGCCAGCCAGUCGUGUUCAGCAAGAAGGAGCUGAAGAAGCUCCGCAAGGCUGAGGAGAAGGCCGACGAGACCCCCUCCAAGUCUGAUGCCGAGGGCAAGAAGAAGAGGAAACACGAGGACGCCGAGGAGGCGACGCCGAAGAAGGAGAAGAAGCAGAAGAAGAAGCGCCAGUCGCUGGGUGCCUAA